Molecule: messenger RNA, 672 nt
Organism: Poecilia latipinna (sailfin molly)
Lineage: Eukaryota; Metazoa; Chordata; Actinopteri; Cyprinodontiformes; Poeciliidae
Product: zinc finger protein 385D-like
Exons: 3
Coding region: 292-657 (121 amino acids)
Cellular component (GO): nucleus
Source: RefSeq, a predicted model, not a curated record
CCGUGACGGACGUAACAACCAAUGCGCCCCUCUAUAGCUAAUCUAAAAACAGACAUCUGUAGCCUAAUGUCGCUUUUAUUUUGUUGAUUUCACUUAAAAAAUGGUCAUAGGUGCUGCGCGGUCGGCUGCACAAACAGACAAGCAUGCAAACCAAACUUGUCAUUUUAUAACUUUUAAUGAGGAAAGAAAGAUCCUCAGCGAUGGACAGCAGCCCUAAAUAUUAAUGACUGGCUGCCCUCGGUGUAACCACGGAUUCGCUUUUUACAAGGUAACACAUGUCAAAAUGGCCUCAUGCCUGCGCUGGUGCGUCCCACCCUGCCGACCGUCCAAACCUCGCUGGGCAUGAAGCCGUUCCUCCCCAUCCCGCUGGACACCACCUCGGCCGCUCGCCUUUUCCCAGGAUUCAACACGAUGGACCCGGUGCAGAAAGCCGUCCUCCAUCACACCCUGGGCAUCCCUCCCACAGCCAAGAGGAAGCAUGUGUCCUGCAGCGUCUGCCAGCUGAGGUUCAACUCACAGGUGAGCCACUCGAAUAUAAAUUCUCCGCAGAAUCAGACUCCACAAAGGCUUAAUUUGCUGGGCUGUUCGGCCCGAAUCGCAGCUGCAUUGAGAUGCAGAUCAAGUGUUCAGUCCUCUGUAGGCGAUGAUGCUGACUGAGCAGCAAGACAAAAA